Messenger RNA from Pseudonaja textilis, 7134 nucleotides. RefSeq lists its product as uncharacterized. Lineage: Eukaryota; Metazoa; Chordata; Lepidosauria; Squamata; Elapidae. Gene Ontology annotation, molecular function: Hsp70 protein binding. The record is from RefSeq and is a predicted model, not a curated record.
AUGGGAUCAAGUAAUCUUCCAAGGUUCAGGUCUGAUCUCAACUUUACAAAUUCUGAAGAUCGUCUUUUCCUCCGGGAAUCAUUUGAAACUGUAGUCAGUUCCUUGUCACCUACUGCAGGUGACAUCUGUAUAGAAGAGAGAGACAGUGAGCUUCAGGAAGAUGCAUGGAAUGAGAACAAUUUGGAGAAUUAUAAUGAGGAAAACAUAGAACAAUUGCAGUAUAAUAUCCAAGAAAUAGAAUACGAAAACCUUUAUAUAUCUGAUGAGGUAAGGAAUCAAAUCAAUGAAAAGAGUAAAAAGGCUUCAGAAGCCCUAGCUAAAGUUGAACUUCAGAAAGCAAUUGAUCUGUUCUCUGAAGUUAUUGAGUGUAACCCAAAUAUUUCCAGUUCUUACAUCAACCGUGCCAAUGUCUAUUUGCAACUGCAAAAACCAAAUGCUGCUAUUAAAGACUGCAACAUGGCCAUUGAACUGAAUCCCAAAUCAUCAGAAUCAUUAAAAUUGAGAGGAAAAGCAUUCAAGGAAUUAGGCUGUUUAAAAAAAGCAGCCUGUGAUUUUGCUUUAGCUUCUAAGUUAGAAUAUGACAAAGAGGCCAAUGUAGCACUAAAGCAAUUAAAAUCAGGAUUUCAAAGAAUUUCUGAAAGGCAAGCAAAGUGCAUCCUUACAUAUAAGGAAUCUCAGAUACUGGAGAAGAUUAAGAAAGCACAGUUAAUUUUAGAGAAUCAAAAACAAGACCAGACAGAAGAAGGUAUUAGCAUAGAACUGGAAAAUAAAGUAGUAAGGAAUAAAGAAGAGAAAAUGAAGCUAGACCAUAAUAAAGACUCCCAAGAAAUAAUAGACGAAAAUGUGGAGACAGAUGAGAAAUGGAAGCAGACCAAUGAAAACAAGAAAGCAGCUUUGGAUGCAAUGGAGAAAGGUGAAUAUCAAAAAGCAGCUGAAUUAUUCACCAAAGCCAUCAAACUAAACCCCCAUUUUACUAACUUGUAUGUUUGCCGAGCCAGUGCUUUUCUGAAACUUCAUAUGCCAAUUGCUGCUGUAAAGGAUUGUAAUAGUGCCAUAAAAUUAAAUCCUAACAUGGCCUUACCAUACAAGUACCGUGGAGAGGCAUUUUGCAUGUUGGGUUAUUGGCAGGAGGCUACUAAAGAUUUUUCUGUGUCCUGUCAACUAGAUUAUGAUGAAGGUACUUAUGCCAAGAUGAAAGAAAUACAAACAAAAGAUGAGAAAAUUAUGAAAUGCUGGGAAAAGCCAGAGGAAAGUAACCAGGGAGAAUUUAAAGAGAAGAUGAGCAAAAUGAAAGAAGCUUCUGGGAAAAUACAAGGAAAUAGUCCCCAAGAGAAAUCAGUUAUUCCUGAGUCUUGCAGACAAGAACUGGACCCAAGAACAUUUCACAUUUCUGAGGAAAAGACAAUUCUGCAUAAUUCCCAAAACUAUAAAUUAUUCCCUCUUUAUUGUUCAGAAAAUCAAAAUGAAAAUUAUCCCAUGUCUGCAGUACAAGAACAAGAUCAGUUUAUGGAUUAUGAAAAACAAGAGCACAUUGAAUUGCAUGAAAGAAGAGCUCAGAAAAGACAUAAGAGGAAGCAAAAAUAUGAAACUGAAUCAGAAAGUGAAGACAGUGAAUUGGAAAUUGAUACAGAAGAGGUUAUUGAGUCAGAUGAAGAUCUUCCUCAGGAGAUGGGAAAUGAAAACUUGAAAGUAACUGAUGAAAUGCGAAAACUAGCUAAUGAAAAGAAGAGGGAAGCUUUUGAUGCAGUCAAUAAAGGAGAACUUUUUAAAGCUUUAGAUUUGUUCACAGAAGCUAUUAAGCUCAAUCCACAUCUUACUAUCUUAUAUGCAAACCGAGCCAGGGUCUAUUUGAAGCUACAAAAGCCAACUGCUGCAAUUAGGGACUGUGAUAAAGCCAUACAAAUAAAUCCUGACUCAGCCCAGCCUUACAAGUGGCGAGGAAAAGCACUGCAAAUACUUGGUUACUGGCAAAAGGCAGCUAAAGACCUUGCUUUGGCUUGUCAAUUAGAUUACGAUGAAGAAUCCUAUGCUUUGCUAAAAGAGGUACAACCAAAGGCCCAGAAAAUCGCCAGGCUCAGGAGAAAGCAGGAAGAGAAAGUUGACGAAAAGAAGAAUAACCCUCUUUUGAGUGAACUUCAAGAAACCUAUAAGAAGCAAGAAAGAUCUCAAAUGACAUCUGCAGAACUAGGAAGAAAUGACAAUGACAUUGUGGAGGAAUGGAGAGAAAAUUGGGGGGGAAACAUCAAAGAACAACAAAGAGUAAGGCAAAUAGUUCUGACAAAACAGAAGAGUAUGGCCCAAGACAACAGAGGGAGAUGCUUUCAGGAAAGCAUAAUGAAACAAGAUAACUAUUUUGAGAAAGAGGAAGAAGAAAUAGAAGAAGAGGAAGAAGAGGAACAACAACAAGAAGAAAAAUUCCAAGAUAAUUUACUGAAAGAACAAGUGAACCUUAAACAGAAAGAAAUGAAACAUCAAGUCCAUCAAAAUGAGUUGGAGGAACAACUAAAAGCUCUUCAACAUGAAUUGGAUGAAAAGCUCAGAAGUUAUCAAGAAGAAAUUGAUGAAGAAGAAAGUACUUUGCAGAGUUUAUUGGAUGAGCAGGAAAAAUCACAGCAAAAGGCACUCUGUGAACAAGAACAAGCUUUUAAAAUAAUCCUGGAAGAACAAGAAAAAAUACAGAAGGCAACCUUGAGGGAGCUGGCCAGAGCUCAACAACAGGCUUUAGAUGAGCUUGAAAAAGCCACAAAGAAAGCCCUGGAAGAACAAGAGAGAGUUCAGCAGCAAGCUCUUGAAGAACAGGAAAGAGCACAGGAGGCCCUGGAUGUUCUGGAAAGAGCACAUAAAAAGGCUCUGGAGGAACAAAAAAAAGUCCUUAUAGCUGCAAUGGAAGAACAGGAAUACGCUCAGAGAAAGUCACAGGAACAAAAAAGGAUGGCUGAGGCAGCUUUAGAAAAACUUGCAGAAGCUCAAAGAAAGGUUCAAAAACAGCAGGAAAGAGCUGAGAGGCAAGCAAAAGAAGAAAGUGAGAAAGCACAAAGAGCUUUAGAAGAAUUAGAGAUUGCUCAGAAAAAGGCUUUGGAAGAUCAAGAAAAAGCUCAGAAAACUCUGGAAGCUGUAGAAAGAGCCCACAAACAGGUUUUAGAGGAACAAAGAUUGAUUCAAAUGGCUGCUGUGGAAGAACAACAGCAAGCAAAAGAAAAUUACCUAGAAGAAAAAAAGAUGGCUGAAGUCACCUUGAAACAACUUUUAAAGAUGCAAAAAGAAUUUCAGGAAGGACAGGAAAGUUCAGAAAAGAAAGCAGUAAAAGAGAGAGAGAGAAGUCAGAAAGCCAUAGAAGAAUUGGAUAUUGCUAAAAAAGUAGCCUUAGAAGAACAAGCAAGAGCUCAAAAAGCUCUAGAAGCUUUAGAAAAAUCUCAUAUGUGGGCAUUAGGCCAACAGAAGAAAGGACAGGAAAAUAUUCUAAAAGAAAAAAGGAAGAUGGCUGAGGUAGCCCUGGAAGAACUUUUCAGGACUCAAAAAAAGAUCCAAGAAGAGCGAGAAGAUGCUGGAAAAAAAACCAUGAAAGAAAGAGAGAGCAUACAAAAGGCCCUCAAUGAAUUGGAAAUUGCUAAAAAGAAAUCACUGGAAGAACAGGAAAAAGCUCAGAAAGCUUUGGAAGAUGUAGAAAGAGCUCAUAAAAAAGCACUGGAGGAACAGAAGAAAGCUCAGAUGGCUGCCAUAGAAGAACAAGAAAAACUGAGGAAAAGGUCUGAAGAAGAAAAGAAGAUGGCUGAAGCUGCCCUAGAAGAAGUUUUCAAAAGUCAAAGGAAGCUUCAAGAAGAACAGCAAAAAGCUGAAAAAACAGCAAUGGAAGAGAGAGAGAAAGCUCAGAAGAACUUAGAAGAAUUACAAACUAUUAAAAAAAAAGCCCUUGAGGAACAGAAACAAGCUCAGGAGUCUCUGAAAGAAGUAGAAAUAGCUCAUCAACAGGCUAUGGAGGAGCAGAAGAAGGCUCAUCUGGCAGCCAUGGAAGAACAGGAGCAAGGAUGGAAAAAAAUGCAAGAAGAAAAGGAAAGGAUGGAGGCAGCUCUGGAAGAGCUUUUAAGGACACAGCAGCAGUUCCAAAAAGAGCAGGAAAUGGCUGAAGAGAAAGCAAUACAAGAAAAAAAAAUAGCUCAAAAGACCCUCAGAGAGUUAGAGAUUGCUCAAAAACAAGCUCUUGAAGAACAAAUAAGAGUUCAGAGAGCUUUGGAAAAUGUAGAAAAAGCUCAUCAACAGUCACUAGAAGAUCAGAAGAAAGCUCAGAUGGCCAUUGAAGAAUAUGAUCAGGCACGGAAAAAUGCUGAAGAAGAAAAGAAGAGAGCUGAGGCAGCUUUAGAAAAACUUGCACAAGCUGAGAUAAAAAUGCAAGAGGAACAAAAAGAGGCUGAGAAGAAUGCAAUGGAAGAAAGAGAUAAACAGGAAAAGGCUGAGAAAAAAGCCCUAAAAGAAAAAGAGAGAGCAGAAAAGGCUCUCAAAGAGUUAGAAAUUGCUCAGAAGAAGGUCUUAGAGGAACAGAAGAAAACUCAGAUCGAACAGAAGAAAGCCAUCGAGGAACAGACAAAAGCUCAAAAAGCUCUGGAAGCUCUUGAAAAAGCUAAGAAAAAAAGCCUGGAAGAUCAGAUGAAAGCUAAAAUGGUUGCCCUCGAUGAACAGGACCAAGCACAGAAGAAAUCUCAAGAAGAUAAAAUGAUGGCCGAAGCUGCUUUGGAAAAUGUUUUAAGAGCUCAAAAAAAACUUCAAGAAGAGCAGGAAAAUGCUGGGAAAAAAAUUAUGGAAGAAAAAGAGAAUAUACAGAAGGGUCUCAAAGAAUUAGCAAUUGCUCAAAAGAAAGCACUCGAGGAACAGGAAAGAGCUCAGAGUGCUCUAGCAGCUAUAGAAAGAUGUCAUAAAAUGGCCCUGGAAGAUCAAAGAAGAGCUCAGAUAGCAAUAAUAGAAGAACAAGAACAAAUACGGAAAAAAAUUCAGGAAGAAAGGAAGAUAGCUGAAGUGACCUUGGAUGAACUUUUAAAAACUCAGAUGAGGUUCCAAGAAGAGAAGAAAGUGGCUGAGAAAAAAAUAAUGGAAGAAAGAGAAAUAACUCAAAUUGCCCUAGCAGAGAUAAAAAUAGCUCAGAAAAUAGCUCAGGAGGAACAGGAAAGGGCUCAGAAAGUAUGGGAGGCUGCAGAAAGAGCCCAUAAAUGUGCUCUGAAUGAACAGAAUAAAGCUCAGUUAGCUAUUCAAGAACAAGAGCAAGCAUGGAAAAAAUCACAAGAAGAAAAGGAAAUGGCUGAGGAAAGACUACAAGAACUCCUAAGGACCCAGAAAACUUUCCAAGAGGAAAAGGAGAAAGCAGAAAAGACAGCCAUAGAAGAAAGAGAGAGACUUCAAAGAAAUAUUCAGAAAUUAGAGGAAGUCCAGAAGAGAGCUCAGGAGGAACAGGAGAAGGCCCAGAGUUCUCAGCAGGCUCUAGAAAUUGCCCAUAAACAGGUACUAGAGGAACAGAAGAAGGCUCAUUUGGCUUUCAUGCUGGAACAGGAACAAGCACAGAAAAAAUCUCAGGAAGAAAAAAAAAUGGCUGAAGCAGCCCUAGAAAAUCUCUUGAAACAAGUACAAAAGGAACAAGAAAGAGCUGAAAGAAAGGCAACAGAAGAAAAAGAAAAAGCUGAGACAUUGCUAAAAGAAUUAGACAUUGCUCAGAAGAAGGCCUUAGAAAAUAUAUUGACAGCUAAAAAGGAGAGUCUGGAAGAACAGAAAAGAGCUCAAAAUGCAUUGGAUAAUCUGGAAAGAACUCAUAAGCAGACAUUAGAGGAACAAAAAAUUGCUCAAAGGAAAUCUCAGGAAGAAAGAAAGAUGGCCGAGGCUGCUUUGGAAGAAUUAUCAAGAGCUCAGAAAAAGAUCCAGGAAGAGCAGCAUUCAGCAGAACAGAAAGCAAUUAAAGAGAGAGAGAGAGCACAGAAAGAGUUAGAAGAAUUAGAGAAUACUCGGAAGAAGGCCCUGAAAGAACAGGAGAAAGCUCAAAGAACUCUGGAUGUUCUUGAAAGAGCUCAUAAGCAGGCACUGGAAGAACAGAAAAAAAAAGAAGAAAAAGUACAAAAAAAAUCUCAAGAAGAAAAGCAUUUGGCUGAAGCUGCCCUGGAAGAACUUAUAAGAACUCAGAGAAAAUUUCAAGAAGAACAAGAGGGGGCUGAAAGAAAAGCCAAGGAAGAAAGAGCAAAUGUGCAGAAGUCUCUAGAAGAAUUACAGGUUGCUCAAAAGAAAGCUCUAGAGGACUUGGCAAUAGCUCAAAAGUUGGCCAUGGAGGAAAAUGAAAGAACACAGCAGAGGGCAUUAGAAGAAAAAAGGACAAUACAUCUGCUUAUGAAAAAGCUGGAGAUAGCACAUGCUAAAGCUAUAGAGGAACAACAGAUAGCACAGAGGUUGGCCUUUGAAGAACAGCAGAGAACUAAGAAAAUGUUUAUUGAACUAGAAGAAUCACGAAGAAAAGCCCUGGAAGAUCAAGAAGAAGCAAAAAGGAAAGCUAUAUAUGAACAAGUAAGAGCUCAUCAUGCUAUAAAUGAAUUGGCCAAGAUUCAAAGGGAAGUUUUGGAAGAACAAGAGCGAGCUCAGAAAAUAGCUUUAGCAGAACAGCACAAGGCUGAGAUGAUGCUUAAGGAGCUGGAAGAAAGACAGAGAAAAGACCUGAAUGAUCAGCAGAGAACAUGGAUGAAAGACUUUGAUGAUCAAAACAAAGCUCAUUUUCCUUUAGGGGAAUUUGCAAAGACUCAAAUUGUGGAACAGAAGAAUGUUCUUGAUAUCACAGCAGAUGAGCAGAAGGAAGGUCAUAAAGCUAGUGAACUGGACAAAGUACAGAAUCAAAUAUUGGAAAUAACACAUAAUAAAUAUGCAGGACAAUUUCCAGAGUCUGUUCUAAAAACAAUGAAUGAAGAGGGUGCUGCAGUAUGUGGCAGUGAAUUUGAGGAAGCACAAAAGAAAGACUUGGUCAUAGUUGAUGGUAAAAAGUUCUAUAUGGAGCCAGGAAAAGUUCUUAGGGAUUUAGACAAGAAGGAAUACCAGCAAUCCCUUAGGAACAGAGGAAAUGACAAGAAUUCUCGAAGACCACUCUCCAACUCUAUCUUGGACUUUUCCCCAAACUGA